CCCACUUCGUAGCAGCCAGGUGUAAUAGCGGUUCCACUGACACAGUCACGCGGUACCCCUACCUUCUAACAGCGAUGCUAGCCAAAUUAGGGCCCAGAUCUGUGUUUACUGCCGCAACCGGACUCGAGUUACCGGUCAUCGGACUUGGCACAUUCCUGCUUCCACCAAAAGGGGAUCCAUGCCGAACACGCGAGGGAGUUCUUAGAGAAGCAGCUGAAGGCCUUACAGUUGGAGUACGUGGAUUUGUAUCUGAUACACCACGCUGUGGGGUACAAGUACGACAGUACCAUCAUGUCAGGUAGUGAAGGCUUAGACAUGCAGACCGAUCACGUUGCUGUGUGGAAAGCGAUGGAGGACAUGGUUGACGCCGGCUUGACGAAGUACAUCGGGCUGUCCAACUUCAACGUGAAACAGAUAGAUAAUAUUGUGCAGAAUUCUCGCAUCAAACCCUCCAACCUCCAGAUAGAGCUUCACGUUUAUCAGCAGAGCAAAGAAGAGCAAGAAUACUAUAAGAAGAACGGUAUCCUCAUCACCUCAUACGCCACUAUGGGAUCUAUGGGAGUUCCUCAAGGGUUUUUUUGUGGGAAUAUUGAAAAUCCUCUAACGGAUACUGACGUAUUAGCAAUCGCUAAAACUCACAACAAAACCCCCGCUCAGGUGCUGCUAUGUCACAUGCUUCAGUUGGGUAUCGCUGUCAUACCAAAGAGCAACAACCCUGGAAGAUUGAAGCAAAACAUUGACAUCUUCGACUUCCAUCUGAGUAAGCAGGAAAUGCUGCGGCUGGGGGUACUGGACCGAGGAGAAGACGGAAGAAGGUUUAUCCUGGAGGGGAUGCUCACUCAUCCUGAGUAUCCUUACAGGAAACCGUAGACGUUACAACCUUCAUCACAUACCUGAGUCAUACGCUUUUCAUUGUAAACCAGUUUAAAUAAUACAUUUAAAAAAUGUUC
This is a messenger RNA of Homalodisca vitripennis (glassy-winged sharpshooter), 950 nucleotides long. Its product is annotated as aldo-keto reductase family 1 member A1-A-like. Bases 292 to 870 code for a protein of 192 amino acids. NCBI's taxonomy places the organism in Eukaryota, Metazoa, Arthropoda, Insecta, Hemiptera, Cicadellidae. The transcript is spliced from 6 exons. Gene Ontology annotation, molecular function: oxidoreductase activity. The record is from RefSeq and is a predicted model, not a curated record.